This is a messenger RNA of Hirundo rustica (Barn swallow), 1761 nucleotides long. RefSeq names its product dynein 2 intermediate chain 2 (gene DYNC2I2). NCBI's taxonomy places the organism in Eukaryota, Metazoa, Chordata, Aves, Passeriformes, Hirundinidae. Gene Ontology annotation, molecular function: dynein heavy chain binding; dynein light chain binding. Gene Ontology annotation, cellular component: cytoplasmic dynein complex; ciliary plasm. The record is from RefSeq and is a predicted model, not a curated record. The transcript has 9 exons. Gene Ontology annotation, biological process: intraciliary transport. The coding region runs from base 78 to 1586 and encodes 502 amino acids.
CCGCCGGGAGCGACCCCCGAUCCCGCCGGGAGCGACCCCCGAUCCCCCGGGACCGCCGGGCCCUCUCCGGCUGCGGCAUGUUCGCGGACAGGACGGCACCCGGUGCCGACGUGCAGUCGCUGUGGAGGAGCGCCCGGAGCGCGCGUUGCGAGGCGAAAGCUUGCCAGACUGGGAAAAUUUCAACAGCAGAAGCUGCAGCACAGUCUCAUAUAGCCCGAGAUGCUGCAGUGCAGACAGAACAGAGCAAAGAUGCUGCCCAAGAUUUCCAGCAAGAAGUCCAAGUAGAUUACACUGGGCUUUUAUCAUUCCUUCAAAGAGUGGAGGAUGCUGUUAUCAAAGAGCUAAAUAAAAACUGGAAAAGUCAUGCCUUUGAUGGCUUUGAAGUGAACUGGACAGAUCAGGAUGAAACAGUGUUGUGUUUGCAUACACUGUCAUACCCAGAGGCUCAGGAUCGAAACCUGCAGGUCACCAGUGUUUCGUGGAAUGCCACGGGAUCUGUCAUUGCAUGUUCCUAUGGCCGGUUGGAUGAUGGGGACUGGAGCACAGAAAAAUCCUAUGUUUGUACCUGGAAUCUGGACAGAAGAGCGUUGAAUCCACAGCACCCUGACCUGGUGGUGGAUGUUCCCAGUUGUGUCAUGUGCCUGGCUUUCCAUCCCUCCCAGCCAUCGCUGAUAGCUGGUGGCCUGUUCAGUGGGGAGUUGGUGGUGUGGGACACCAGCAGGACAGAAGACCCUGUGAUCUGGAGGACAGGGAUGACAGAUGACACCCACACUGACCCAGUCUAUCAGGUUAAGUGGUUACCUGAACCCAAGCACAGAAGCCACGCCCGGCUGUUGAGUGCCGCCACAGAUGGGAAAAUCCUCGUGUGGAGGGAGGAGCAGGAUGGGCGGCUGGCCGUGGCUGAAGGAUUUGCCAUCGUGGCUCAGCAGAUCCCUCGCAGCACACGGCUGAAGAAGAUGGCGUGGGGAGAGGCAGCCGUGGGGGUGACCUCGCUGUCCUUCUCACACUUUGAUGCGGGUGUGUUCGUCGUGGGUGUGGAAGGCGGGUGUUCCCUGAGGUGCUCCGCCACGGCGCAGGCUCCGGCUCUCCCGCGGCCCGCGGGCUCCGUUCCCCUCAGGGCCCCGGCGGAAUUCGCCUUCUCCCCUCACGCUGGGCCCGUGUACUCCGUGAGCUGCUCGCCCUUCCACAGGAACCUCUUUCUGAGCUGUGGGACCGAUGGACAAGUUCACUUGCACUCCAUGUUGCAGGCACAGCCCCUCUUUGCUCUGCAGUUAUCAAAGAAAUACCUGUUCUGUGUAUGCUGGUCUCCAGUUCGACCACUGGUUUUUGCAGCUGCGUCUGGGGAAGGAGAGGUGCACCUGUUUGACCUGGCGAGGAGCAUGCAGAAGCCCACAGUGUCCCUGAAGCAGUCCACGAGCGGCUGCCCUGUGUAUUGUUUGGAAUUCAACACCAAGCACACGCGGCUCCUGGCAGCAGGGGAUGCUGCUGGGACAGUCAAAGUCUGGCAGCUGAGCUCCGACUUCACAGAGCAGGGACCAAGGGAAAUGAGUCACCUGGAGCAGCUGGCAAAUGAGAUCAUGGACUGAGGGAGCAGCACAACAGCAAGGUGAAGCUUUAACUGCCCUGACUCCAGAACAGUUCCCCACUCACCUAUUCCAGUGUUGGCCUGGAAAACACAGGUAACCAACAGCUGGAGUUGCCUCCAUAUAACAGUUAAAUUUGCAUUUAACCAUUAAACACAAGAUGAUGUGGUUCGACCAG